CCUGGUGCCCGCUGUAACGAGAGGCUAAAUACCUGCGCGCCAACUUUGCAUCCACCUCGUCUUCAUGAUCAACGCUCACCUCCAUCACCCUUUCAGUACCUGUGCAUAGGAGUGAUCUGAUCCGGGCGAGAGCCUGCUGCCGGAAGAUUGCCGCGCAUGGCUGACGCACCAGAGAGCUACGACAUGCUGUCGACAUCCACCCUGGGGCCGCUCGUGGCCAACGUGACGUCAGUGACGUUACGUGUGUCCAGAGACCAGUCAGUGUCGCGCGCCUACAGCAACACCACGCCCACCUCUCAUCUCAACCUGACAACGGGUCAUGGUGAUUCCGAAGAAUUUGUGCCGUACGAGCAAAGGCUAGAGACGUACGUGGUGCCCACGCUUUUCGCUUUCAUAUUUCUCGUCGGGCUCCUCGGCAACGGAACACUGAUCCUCGUGUUCCUGCGAAACCGGACAAUGCGCAGUGUUCCUAACAUCUACAUCAUGAGCCUCUCUCUGGGCGACUUCAUCGUCAUCGCUGGCACUGUGCCGUUCAUCAGCACCAUCUACAUUCUUGACUCGUGGCCGUACGGGCUGUUUCUCUGCAAGCUCAGCGAAUUCCUUCGGGACGUGUCCAUUAGCGUCACUGUAUUGACGCUCACCGUGCUCAGCAUCGAUCGGUACGUGGCCAUCGCAAUGCCACUUCUCAACCACAAAGGUCGUCGACACACGAGACGAACAAUCACCAUCAUGCUCACCGUCGCGGUGUGGAUGAUCGCCGUCCUCUUGGCCAUACCGGGAGCCCACUUCUCGUUCGUGAUGGAAGUCGAGGCCACGCCCGAGCUGCGGUACAGCGUGUGUUACCCAUUCCCACCUGAGAUGUGGCCCUGGUACCCGAAGCUGAUGGUGCUCAUGAAGUUCCUAGUCCAGUACGCUAUCCCAUUGAUGAUCAUAGGCACCUUCUAUUGCCUCAUGGCGCGCCAGCUCAUUCGCACGUCGCGCACCCACUUGACGCAGCCCGGCUGUGGUGGCGUGGCGCAGCUCAAGCAGAUGAAGGCGCGCGUUAAGGUGGCCAAGAUCGCCCUGGCUUUUGUAGUUCUUUUCGCAGUCUGCUUUUUCCCCAACCACGUGUUCAUGAUGUGGUACUAUUUCGCGCCGGACGCACCGUCGCACUACAACAGCUUCUGGCACGUCUGGAAAAUCAUGGGCUAUGUGAUGACGUUUGUCAACUCGUGCCUGAACCCCAUCGCCCUGUACCUGGUCAGCGGGGUGUUCCGCAACCAUUUCAAGCACUACCUCUUCUGCAGCCGGCGUGCAGCGAGCGGCGUUCACUCGCGCAACAAUUCCUAUUCCUUCCGCACCAUUCACAGCUCGAGCAUGUCCAAGUGCACGGCUUCCACCAAGAUUUGACGAAUGACCUGCCUCCGGAGGAGGGCAAAGGUCAAAUGCGAUGGCCAGAGCGGGCUUCCCGCCAGCGAUGAACCGGAGUUCCGGUCGGUAUCUGAGGGAACCUUUUAGAUCUGCCUGCAUUCGCCAGCUUCGAACAUUCCCAGGGCAUUCGCCUGAGACAUUUGGCUUCCUAGCGGUCACUUUUCGCCGCGUGCUUUUGGCAAGCUAGCACUGAGUGGGAGCUCCAGUAAAGGCACAAGCAUGUGCGGCAGUAUUCAGGCCACCGUUGCCUGUAUUUGGCACCACUAGUCCCAUUGUAGAGGGGAGUGUGCGUCAGUUUAUUGGCUAUGGAGAAUGUGCUUUGAGAGCUUCAAGUGGUGGGAAAUAUUCUUGUGGUGUUCUACUCAAGACUCGUCGAAGAAUGAUCGGUGUCGAUAGGUGCCAAAGGUACCCACUUCAUGUUUAAACGGUACCAAUGACUGCACAGUCCACGUUGGUUGGUAUGUGUAUCAGUGAAUUGUUGUGUGCUAUUACCAUUGACAGUGAUCUUAUGAUUGCCAGUAUUUGCUGGCUUUCCCCAUUCGUCCAUUCCUGAAGCAGCUUAUGGGAACUUGUACGACAUUCUCAUGUACAUAGCGAUAACCUCAAGCAGUCUUCGACUGAGUCUCUCAUACUUAACGUGCGCACGUGUAUGUAGCGUGAGAACGAUUGAUGGUAACCAUGGAUCUCUAGUUAUUUCAUAUGUGUCAUAUGCUAUCAUUAGCAAAGCUUGAAACGGAAUCUUUUGGCUGAUACGUUUUCUUUUUGUGUCUCUAAGCUUGCUGUUGUUCAGAACUGCACUGGGACCAAUUUAUGCAGCACUGUAUCUUUGAUGCUAUCUCGGCCGAAGAACACAGUGGUUAUUAAUGGAAAACAGGUUCUUAUCGAUACACUCAUAUGGUUCAACGAAACUUCGUAUAGCUGUCGUUGUCCAUGUAAAACAACUAGGACGAGCUGUGUAAGUGUAUUCCAGUUACCGGUGAUGCGUUGUUUUAUCAUAGAAAAUUAGUGAGCGAGUCUACUUAAGUGUAAUUUUGAUUUAUGAGAGUAUCUUGCUUCAUAUUCAUCAUGACGAUUGGAAAAUUUCCAACCAAUGUAUUGCGCGCUGUGAACGGAUCAAAUUUUCUAGAACAGUCUUGAAAGGAUCCUUGCAACGAGUUUCACAGUACAGAUAUAUGAAGAUGCAUACGCGCAAAAGACUAGCAAGACGCCUGCGCCAACAUUCGCGCACACCCACACACACGAACUGAAUAUACAGAAUAAGCACACACACACGGGUAUGCGUCGCUCUUUUUUGUGCAAGUUUUCGACACAUGAUUACGUCAAGCUGAAAAAUGAAACAAAUUCCACUUUCAUGUAAUGAAGGUUUUUGAUAAAAUACAGAAACCCAUGUCCCCCAUUUCAUAUAUAUCACUGAAAUUACCAGAUCUCGAGGACAGCAUUAGAGCGACGAAAUCGUUGGCGUUACGCUAUGAAGAACAAUGCACAAUUGCGUCAGCGUGGCAAUUAUUUGCCCAGCAAAUUCUAAUUGCUUGACGUGUACAUUUCACGUACACUAAAAUCAACUUGCAGCGCGUGCUUUCAGGUCACUGGCGCCUAAAAUGCGAAGGAUGUAUUAAAGCGAUACCUGCCUUUGGUUCUUCUUCCACUUGGUGGUCUGUAUGUAUCGGUCUGGCCGUUCUGACGUAUUCGAAAUGUAUUAUAUAUAUAUAUAUAUAUAUAUAUAUAUACACACACUACAUUUUGAAUGGUUGGUUUGCACCAGAUUCCCUCAGCACAGAAGCUCGAUGCGUUACCCAUUAGGCCAUGAACGCAUUCCUAAAGAAAGGCGGAUUGAAACACCUUUGCUGAUUUCUGUCGUCCAAGUUAUAGCAUUGAAACGCUUGGCGCCUCAGGCACGUCGCAUAACAACAAUUUACUCAUAAAAGUGGGCUCGCUCAUCUUGUCGCUGACGAUGAAGAAAGAAGCUAAGGGACGCGUCUCUCAGCAGACUGCCGCGUGGCGGCACGUUUCUACGAGAUCACGCACGUUACGUCUCGUGAUUCAGCACGUUCUGCUGCUGAACAAAAACUCCGAUUUCUCUACGAGGUCCGCCAUGGCAGCUAAAGGACGCGUUUGGCACUGAAAUCUGCAGAGCGUCUCUUGUCAUAGUCAGCUAUUUUGCCUUGGUGGCCCAUGAAAGCCGUUGAAACGCGGGAGGAUGCGCGUCACGAACCCACCUACCAUUGAGACAAGAAACACGUUUUACAGUCCCUGAAGGGGCGCUCAGUGGCGGUUUUAUCUCAGUCGUCUGCUAUGGGUCGUAACUGUAAAUAUGUAAGACUUUUAGAUUUGUGCGUAUAUGUGCGUUAGUGUGUAAAAGGAUAUAUGGUGCUUGGGGUGAUUCUGCUCGGCACGAAAAACUGAGCUAUCACACAUAUAUCAACCCAAGGUUGGCUCUACUGGCAUAAAUGCAGAAAAGGACAGCGUGAACAUCCAAGAAACUUGACGCUUAAAAGCGCUUUCUAUAGCUGUCUGUUAGAUGCACUUAAUAGGGUGAGGAAUGAUGGAAACGGGACAAAUAUUCAUCGCAGACGUUCUCGAAUACUCUGAGUGCUGCGAUUAUUGACGGUAAAGACGUCACCAUAGCUAACGAGCUUCCUUGUGACCGGUGUCUUCUUAGCAGCGCGUGUAAUAUUGUGUGGCUCUGUGUAGCACUGUGGCUACAAAAUAUAGGGAAGUUAGUACAAGAAUAACUCUGUCCCCCUCGAAAUCUUUGCCGAAGGCUUUGCAAUUUAGAGCAUGUAGCCCCAUAAUAUUGUGAGGGGUUUUCAGGACUUAUGUGGCGCAUAAAACUUCAGGUCUCAUUACUAGAGGUGUCACAGUUAUCAUGGUGAUUUGCGCAUUGAAACAGGACUUUCACAAGAUGUUAUUUCACUUGGUCGGAUGAAGGUAACGUCAAAGCGACAAGGGUUUAACACCCCUAGAUAUCAGUCGUAACUACUAUCUGGUAAGGGUAUUGUGUAAACAGCCUUGCUUAGGGCGCUCGGCAAACAAUCCAGAAGGGUGUCAGCCUUAAGAUGACACAUUCACGGAGUUGAGCGCUUAUUUUUUUUUUAUUGAGGAUGUUUUAGCAAUGGUCUUUACCAUGAAUUCUAAAUUUCUGCCAUUGUUUUUCCUGAACGUGUUCUAAUUCGUGGUAUCCCUCAAGAUAUCUAAUUCGUACGCUUGAUAGCCGAGACAUCGUUGAGCUCUAGCCCUUUUGUUCUUGCAUUGCUGGAGUAUUCAAGAACGCGUAGUCCAAGACGAUCUGCUUGAAUAUCCUUUCACAGAGCCCGAAAAUGUACAAGAUGUUGUGCUGUUCGCCUGUAUUAUCUUUGUCGCGAGUCAGCUGCAGGUAUUUACUAAGAGCGGUGGGCGAUGGGUUGCCGCGUCAGUCAUAACCUGUGAUUUGUCCAGUGUGCUCCUUGGCGUCUCCCUCUUGUGUGUAAUGGUAGGAGCGUGAUUCGUGUAUUUAAGCACUGUAACCUUCCUGGCAUUUUCUGCAUGAAACUGUACAUAGUUAUUUAUGUGACAAAUUCUGUGACAGUAUUGUGUGACCAUAUAUAACUCCUCAUCGACGUUCAUUAAAAAGCAGCAGCACCCCAGAACAGAUUAUUCGGCACGUCUUAUUCGUGUGCAUAUGUGACUAUGGCGCUUCAGUGAUAACAAUGUAUACGUAUUCAAACACUGUUUACUUCAAACGUUGAGAAGCGCCUGUACAUUUUAUCGAGCAUUGUUCUCAAAUGAAAAUAAAAAUUGUACUCGUGCUGGCUUACCUUUUGUGCGCCUAAUUUGCUUUUAAAAACCACUUGUACAUUCCACACAUCUUUCUCUGUGUGCACAAACAUAGCGUAAUAUGACAUUAUCGGAGCUUAUUAAGAUGGUAAGUGAAUGACUUUCUCAAUGCGAUUUGUUUGCUAUAAAAGGCGUUCGGUGAAGUCAAUAGUUCAAUGAAAAAAGAAUCCCAAGCGCUCCUUCAUCAGAUGAGGAAAAUUUCUCUACAUCAGAUGCUGCUUGGCGCUACUACUCAGAGAGCAACAACUCGAUUUGGGCGAGUUAGUUCAUCCUGAGUAUAACUUCAAGCAACACUAAGAAUACAAGGACAAGAAUCUAAAAGAAACACUACAGGACGAAUGCUGAACUGUCAAAUGAAAAUUUUAUUGAAGGAACAGCUACCUUUAUACCAUUUCAAAAAAAGGCCAACAAGAAAAAAAAGGUUGAAGGUCAUGCGUAGUGCCUACAAGUACAGGCGUCCAUCUAGAAACAUUAUCUCAAGUUUUGUUUGUUAAACUGACUGAACCUGCGCUGACACGUUUCUCUUCUGCCUAAGUAAUGCAGUAAGACUGUACAAUUUCCUUUUCUUUUCUGCCUUUUUCCGUGCUUCAGAAACCUGGUGUCAAUGAACAUUGGGCUAAGUGCGCAUCUGUUGCAAUGCACAGCUAAAUGGCUAUUGUACCAGUUUUUUAUAUUGUUUGUAUGCUGCCGUGCCCUAUUAUUAAACCAUUGUCCUCUGCCUCA
Molecule: messenger RNA, 5946 nt
Organism: Dermacentor andersoni
Lineage: Eukaryota; Metazoa; Arthropoda; Arachnida; Ixodida; Ixodidae
Gene: CCHa1-R
Product: CCHamide-1 receptor
Biological process (GO): G protein-coupled receptor signaling pathway
Cellular component (GO): plasma membrane
Molecular function (GO): neuropeptide Y receptor activity
Source: RefSeq, a predicted model, not a curated record